This is a messenger RNA of Aspergillus alliaceus, 1802 nucleotides long. It is a transcript of the gene ergS, whose product is annotated as protein ergS. The record is from RefSeq and is a predicted model, not a curated record. Bases 86 to 1639 code for a protein of 517 amino acids. Gene Ontology annotation, biological process: phospholipid homeostasis. Lineage: Eukaryota; Fungi; Ascomycota; Eurotiomycetes; Eurotiales; Aspergillaceae. The transcript has a single exon. Gene Ontology annotation, molecular function: aminoacyltransferase activity.
UUAACCUGAAAGGACCACAACUGUUUUGUGUCUGUUUCCCAGCCGUUGAGGACUUUUUUAUCUCUGUCAUACCCAUCGAAUCACCAUGUCUUGUCAAUCGACCCGUGAAGGAGUCCACCUGCCUUCUCCGCAGAUAUCCGAUGGCGCAAAAGCUAAGCGACCAAAGGGACCGAAGGUCGCGAAGAAGAAGCAGGCGAAAAUGGCCAAGAAAGACCUUCUAUUCCAUACAGUAGGCGACUCAUUGGCGAGUCAGCUCUACAGUCACUCGAAGUUUGAUAACACAUGCACCUGUUGUGUCCUCCCUGUCGACAGCUAUCGGGAUCAGCCUUUCUUACUUCCACCAGCGCCACGCCCGAGACGCUGUGGUAGCAGCUGUUGUGGGAGUAGCAGCAGCAGUCAAACCCUUGUGGAACCCCUUUCUGACUUAGACACACGAUCUUCUCGCCAUUCCUCAAACACAUACGGUCGUUCAAGUUCCGAAUCCUCCCUACCUCUGGGACGCGCUGGGUUUGCGCCGCUGUCAACGUCAACAUCCUUGCCCCAGACGAAUCUACCGGGCAGAGACCAUAUGGACAAUGCUGAAGUGAUAGAGAGCCUAGCCGGGCGCUAUGGGAAAGUCUCCCAUAUGGUAAUACUCGACCGGAGUUACAGUUUCUUCCUCAACAAAGCUCGGACCGGCGCUCUGUGUUACAAAGUGCAAAAUCACAUAGCCAUUGUCGCGGGCGACCCUUUGUGCGAGCCAUAUUUGUUUACUGAUAUCGUAGACGAGUUCAAGGCAUAUAGAAAGCAAUUCCACUGGGGUAUCGCUUUCAUGGGCGCCAGCGAUAUUUUCGUCAAGCACGCACGACAGCACCAUUGGACGACACUAGAAUUCGGUGCUGAGCGUGUGCUUAAUCCAAUGACGAACGAUGUGCUGAUGGAGCGAGGCGGAAAGCGAAUUAUUGUUCAGAACAAACAGCUGCUCAAUCCAGAUAAGGGUGGUAUUACCCUAGGUGUUUACGCCCCUGAAUACGGCGCAGACCCAUCCUUGCAGGGCGAGUUAACGGCCAUUUACGAAUCAUGGCGACACCAACGCAAUCAAGCCGCAGCUGCAGCCCAGGCAUUUAUCACCGUUUAUAACCCGUUCGACUUCCCUAAUCUCAUGAUCUAUAUUUACACCCGCGGUCCGGAUGGUACCGCGAAUGGGUUCGCGGCGCUUCGCCGGGUAGGUGCCAAUCAAGGAUACCACCUUGAUCCUUGUAUCGCGGCUCCUGGUGCGCCCAAAGGGAUCAGUGACUUGUUAGCAUACGCAUCCAUGGCACUUUUAAACCGGAUGAAUAUUUCAUACCUCAGUCUCGGAUACGAGCCUCUUGCAACCCUGGGCGAUGUGACGGGACUGCCAACACCUAUUGAGAAAAUCACACGGUCUUUAUACCGCCAUACCUUCCAACGAUUACCCAUUGGCGGAAAGAAGGCGUACCACGAUAAGUUUCGUCCCGACCCAUUCUUGGAUUCAGAGUUAUAUCUGGUAUUCCCAUCAGGAGUUCCUGGGCUUCGGCAUAUGCUGGCUAUGGUUCAUAUGGCCAACAUCAGUCUUCGCAAGCUCGUUCGCUCCGAAGCGAAACCCGCCACACAUAAAGAAAGCAAAGGAGAAGAUUGAUGAUACAUAGCAGCGUCCAUAUAUCCAUGGUACCCUGCCGCCCUUCUUAAUUGCCUGUUGUUCACAAGCCUUUCAUUCUUCGGGAAGAGCAAAAUUUAUAAUUAUUUAGUAGCAAUUUUGCUAAACCCCCUAUCCGCGCAUAUGUUGAAGCAUUGCAACGUGA